Molecule: messenger RNA, 2194 nt
Organism: Ochotona curzoniae (black-lipped pika)
Lineage: Eukaryota; Metazoa; Chordata; Mammalia; Lagomorpha; Ochotonidae
Product: jupiter microtubule associated homolog 2-like
Exons: 5
Coding region: 28-591 (187 amino acids)
Cellular component (GO): nucleus
Source: RefSeq, a predicted model, not a curated record
GGCGGGAAGCGCGGCGCCGCGGCCGACAUGUUCCAGGGCGCGGAGGGCGAGGGCGGGCGGCCCGGCUCCAGAGCCAUGAAGCCCCCCGGAGGAGAAUCCAGCAAUCUCUUUGGAAGUGCUGAAGAAGCUGCGCCCUCGAGCAGACCCAACAGGAUGGCGUCUAAUAUUUUUGGACCGACGGAAGAACCUCAGCACCUGCCCAGGAGGACCAAUCCCCCAGGGGGCAAAGCAAGUGGCAUCUUUGAGGAGCCCUCCCCUGUGCAAGCCCGACAGCGUCUGAACCCGCCCGGCGGCAAGACCAGUGAUAUUUUUGGGUCUCCGGUCACUGCCACUUCGCCCUUAGCACACCCAAACAAGCCCAAGGAUCACGUUCUCUUACGCGAAGGAGAGGACCCAAGAUCGGACCCACAGGCUGCAGCAGGAACCGCACCCAAGGAUGAGAAAGGAGGCUCGCGGGAAGCAAGCCGUGCCAAGGAGCCCGAGCCCGCACCCACGGUCGACAGCCACGAGCCCAGGCUGGGGCCACGGCCUCGCUCACACAACAAGGUCCUGAACCCACCAGGGGGCAAAUCCAGUAUCUCCUUCUACUGAGAGACGCCCCGACCCCUCUGUAGCCAGGCAGGAAACUCCAGAGCUAGGGCAAGACAUGGUCACUUUUAGCCCAAAUGAAUUGGCGCAGCUGUGAGACUGGCUGCUCACAGAGCUCCAUGGUGCUCGCUGCAGGGCAGCUUGACAAGGCAGGUCCUUCCCCUGGAGGACAUCUAAGAAUGACAGGAAAUCGGGCUGGCCCGGGCAGGGUCCCAGGUGAGACACCCCACCGGAUGCGGCCACCUCUCUGCCAGCCAAGCGCUGUCCACCCCGGAGAGGCCUGUGCCUGGGCUCCGCCCGCCGCGCCUCCUGCAGCCUGCUCCUCACCAGCUCUCAGCAGACCCAGCACGUUUUGUGGAGGUCUCGGGGCUGUGGUGUAGGAACCUCGUUUCCCACGGGCACUGCUCAUGCGUGCUCUCUGCCCCAUCAGUUUCCUUGUGAGUUGAGCCUGUUCUCAUUAGCCUUAAGUCUGGGCCCUUGUCUCUCGCCACUGAUCUAAACAGUUCCCCCAUACUUCCCUGUGUGAUGCCCCAGCAGCCCCCGCCCCCGCCCACAGCUGGUCCUCUAGCUGGUUGUGGGAACGUGACGCCACAGCCUUCACCCACAGCUGGUCCUCUAGCUGGUUGUGGGAAGCAGAGAAGCUGGAGGACCGAGGAUGCUUUACUCUGAAAAGCUCUCUGAAUAGCGGCCUCACAUAAUGACCAUAGCCUCUGGUCGAUGUCCAACACCUUUCCAGAGAGAGCCUUAGGGUGGCCUUGGCAGAGCUUGGCACAACCUGACACAUCGUACGCACAAGGGACCAGAAACGAGUAGAUGUCCAGCACAGACCCUGAGCCAGCUCGGGCAGACGUCCUCCCGGUCACCCCGAGGGCUGCCUCCGCGCCAGGCCUUGCCCCAUGCCUGGGGUGUCCGGGCGGUGCCUACACGCUAACACCAGGAGCUAGACACCCUUGCAUCGUUACUGAAGAACCUCAGCUGUGUUCAGCCUCGCUCCCUUCACUCUAACCUAAGUGCCUGAUCCCCGUUCCACGUCCUGUUCUGGCACACCAAAGGUCCAGCUUUCAGUCGCCCUGGGAGGGCUGCAGGUGCUCGGGUGUCUAAGAGAGCGUCCUGGUGGGGUGAGGGGGCGUUUGAAAUGCUGCUGAGCUCCAGGGCAAACUGACGUGGGUAGCUGUAAUGAAGAGAUGGAAAGAAUUGGAGAAUUCCCAGUUGGCUUACCCCGUGGCUGCCCCACGCCCCCACCGUCAGGCAGCUGGUGGAGGGCUCUAGUUCUGUCUGCCAGCAAGGUUGGCUGCGAAAGGAGGAGCCACGGCAGUGGCCUCAAGGCUGAGCCCUGGAGGAACCUGCGAGUUGUGUCUGCGCUGGUAUUGGAGGCUGAAAUGCUGCGAGCAUCCUGUUAGUCUAAGGUGCAUUAGGAAAUUACUAGUCUGUGUUUAUUAAGCCUUAAAACUUCAUAAGUGCAUUUGGUGCCAAGACAUUUCUAGAGCUGUAUCAAAACAAAAAGAAUACUUAACAUCACGGUAUAAUUUGAUAGGAAUGUUUUGUUAUUUUUACAAUUCGUAAUUGGGUGUAGCAGUUGAAUUAAACCUAGCGAUCCUGUCCUUGG